AAAAUUUGCAAUUAAAAAAUGGAGGUAGUUAACUUGUUAUCAAUUAUCAUGUCCAGUGAGUAGACUGCAACCCUCUUUUCUUCUUCUUCUUGGGAAACUCCUCUGUUUUAGUCUUUUAAUUAUAACAGCAUAGCAGUAUAGCAUACCUUUUUCUUUUCUGGAGCUUAACAGCUGAAACUCCUCCACUGCUGGACUGAUGGCCGAGGUGACUACUUCUGUCAUGCAUGAGGUCCUAGGCGGGCGGCUACAAGACGUGGACCAGCCAAUUGUCGACUACAUCAUCAACGUACUUGCUGACGAGGAUUUCGACUUCGGCGUCGAUGGAGACGGUGCUUUCGAAGCCAUCGGCGACCUCCUCGUCGAAUCCGAUUGCGUCUAUGACUACUCUGAAUGUCGCAGGGUAUGUAGCAAAUUGUCUGAAAAACUCGAGAAGCAUGGGUUGGUGAAACCAAAACCUUCUGUAAGAAGCUUGAAAGCACCACUGAGAAUGUUUGAUGGGAUGGAUGAAGAGGAAGCUCCUAAAAAGAAGCCCGAGCCAACUGAUGGCCCUCUGCUGACUGAGCGUGACAAAAUUAAGAUUGAGAGGAGGAAGAGAAAAGAGGAGCGACAAAGAGAGGCACAGUAUGAAGAUCAUUUAAGAGAGAUGGAAGCUGUCAGAGCCGGGAUGCCUGCUAUUUGUGUAAACCAUGACGUUGUGGAUGGGGCAGCAAUCAAGGAUAUACAUAUGGAGAAUUUCAACAUAUCAGUUGGUGGCCGUGAUCUCAUCACUGAUGGAACUGUGACACUUUCAUUUGGACGACACUACGGGCUAGUUGGACGCAAUGGAACUGGAAAAACAACAUUCCUUAGGUACAUGGCUAUGCAUGCCAUAGAUGGUAUUCCUAGGAACUGUCAGAUAUUACACGUGGAGCAGGAGGUUGCUGGUGAUGAUACUUCAGUUUUGCAAUGUGUCCUUAAUUGUGAUGCUGAAAGAACCCGACUAUUGGAAGAAGAAAGUCGGCUACUUGAGUUACAGAGAGAUAUCGAUCUAGAAGGUGAAGUUGGAAAGAGCAAUGGGGAAUCAGAAAAAAAUGCUAUUGCACAAAGGCUUGAGGAGAUAUACAAAAGGCUUGAGCUUAUCGAUGCUUACUCUGCUGAGUCACGUGCAGCAUCCAUCCUUGCGGGCCUCAGUUUUUCCACAGAAAUGCAAAAGAGGGCGACAAAAACAUUUUCGGGAGGAUGGAGGAUGAGAAUAGCACUUGCACGAGCAUUGUUUAUUGAACCUGACUUACUACUGCUUGAUGAACCAACGAAUCAUCUUGAUCUUCAUGCUGUCCUGUGGCUUGAGACUUACCUGGUGAAGUGGCCGAAGACAUUUAUAGUAGUUUCUCAUGCUAGAGAAUUUUUGAACACUGUUGUCACAGACAUUAUUCAUCUUCAAAAUAGGAAACUCAUUACCUAUAAAGGAAACUAUGAUACAUUCGAGAGAACUAGAGAAGAACAGCUUAAAAACCAACAUAAAGCAUUCGAGGCAAAUGAACGUUCCAGGGCCCACAUGCAGACAUUCAUUGAUAAGUUCCGCUACAAUGCAAAGCGUGCAUCCCUUGUUCAAUCAAGAAUCAAGGCGCUUGAUAGGAUGGGUCAUGUAGAUGAAGUUUUCAAUGACCCUGAUUACAAGUUUGAAUUUCCUUCUCCUGAUGACCGGCCAGGGGCUCCGAUUAUAAGUUUCAGUGAUGCAUCUUUUGGAUAUCCUGGGGGGCCAAUAUUGUUCAAGAAUUUAAAUUUUGGAAUUGAUUUGGACAGCCGCGUUGCAAUGGUUGGUCCAAACGGAAUUGGAAAGUCAACUAUAUUGAAACUAAUUUCCGGUGAUCUUCAACCAACCUCAGGAACAGUGUUCCGUUCUGCUAAGGUACGGAUCGCUGUAUUUAGCCAGCACCAUGUUGAUGGAUUAGACCUGACUUCAAAUCCCUUGCUUUAUAUGAUGCGCUGCUUCCCUGGUGUACCUGAACAGAAACUUCGUUCUCACCUAGGUUCCUUUGGUAUCACUGGAAAUCUUGCCCUUCAACCAAUGUAUACAUUAUCUGGGGGGCAGAAAAGCAGAGUUGCAUUUUCAAAAAUCACUUUCAAGAAGCCUCACAUUUUACUUCUUGACGAGCCAUCAAAUCACUUGGAUCUGGAUGCUGUCGAGGCACUAAUACAAGGACUCGUUUUGUUCCAAGGAGGUGUUCUGAUGGUAAGUCACGAUGAACAUCUAAUAUCGGGCAGUGUAGAGCAGUUGUGGGCCGUAUCAGAUGGCAGGGUGACACCCUUUGAUGGAACAUUCCAGGAUUACAAGAAGCUACUCCAAUCAUAAUAGAAUUGUGCCAUGUAUUUGCUUGCAAAAAUGUUUGUCCUGCGAAUGGUCAAUCCCCCUGCCAAAAACGAAGCUUAGCCAAAGUAUGGAAGGGAUCAUCUUUUGAAUCAGCAAUUUGCAGCGGCAUUCAAUGUGAAGCAGUACACGUAAAAGUGAUAUUUAUUGCGCCAUUGUAUGGUUUGCACGGCCAAUCUUCGAGUUUAACUUGUAUGACAGUUUAUGUUUAUUAUUAUUUACUAUAGUAAGAUCAUAAGUUGACAAUAUUUUUUCAUGAGGGGCAAAUUACAUUUGAUUGACUAUCACGAGACCACGUAUCUAUGACUCCACAGUGAAUCAUAUAUGACUCCUCAAAGCCACUUAUAUAUGGCUCUAUAUUAGUCGUUAGACUCCAUUGUGGAUUCUACUUUCGGACAGGCUUCCUCUACUUCAUAACCUUUCUUGGCA
Cuscuta epithymum is the source of this 2776-nucleotide messenger RNA. The record is from the annotation of a GenBank genome assembly. NCBI's taxonomy places the organism in Eukaryota, Viridiplantae, Streptophyta, Magnoliopsida, Solanales, Convolvulaceae.